AUUCUACAGUCCUGAGUGUUCCAGAAGAGCAGAAAGUGACAGCGGACAGCAUUCACAUUGGCUUCAAUCUGUCCUCCAUUCCUUCAGAAGAGAGUGUGGUGUCGGCAGAGCUGCGUUUCCUGCAUGAAGGAUCAAAGGAAGACUCUCACGUGGUCAGCCUUUAUCUUUCAAACAGUGACCCUGUUUCAAAGCCCACACUACUCCAUUCACGUCAGCUGACUAGAGAUAGAAAGACUACAGAACUCUGGGAAACCUUUCCCCUGGACGGAGAAGUGUUUCAGAAUCUAUCCGAGAAGUCAGGGAGCCUGUCUUUUAUUCUGGACGUUAUUGCUGAUAAUAACAGCAGUCUCUCCAAAGAGAGACAUCUGCGGGUGCGCAGGUUCACCGGGCAGGAUGUGCACAGCUGGGCGAGGCAGAGGCCCUUACUGGUGACUUAUAGUCACGAUGGGCGCAGCAAGCCCUUUGUGCCCCUCAAAAAGCAGCCCCCUGCUGGCAGACGAGGCAGGGGCAGAUGGACCGGGGGCAGGUUUAAGGGUGAUAGGGGUCAGGGCUCUGACACAAGUUGGCGGGUGGGAUGGAAUGAAAAGCGAGUGAAACGACAAGGUGGGAGGGCUGCCAAGCUCAAACGGCUCUCCCGCGCUCGCUGCCGUCGACACCCACUGUAUGUGGACUUCAAAGAUGUAGGCUGGAAUAAAUGGAUCGUGGCCCCGUCUGGUUACGAUGCUUUCUUUUGCCUCGGAGAGUGCCGCUUCCCACUGGCUGACCAUAUGAAUUCAUCUAGCCAUGCUAUGGUGCAGACGCUGGUCAACUCCGUAAAUGGGGCCGUGCCGCGGGCCUGCUGUGUCCCAACGGCCCUUAGCCCCAUCGCUCUCCUCUACCUGGACCAGGAGGAACGUGUGGUGUUGAAAAACUAUCAAGACAUGGUGGUGGAGGGCUGCGGCUGUCGAUAACAAAAUACUCAUGGAAUGAAUAAGAAGGGUGGACUGGGAAAAUAGGACUAAAAAAGGGAGUAAAAUCAGGAAGUGAGAAGUGAGUCAGAAAGAAACCUAAAGAGACAAAGAAAGCAAGGUAAAACGGUCAUAAUAAAAACAUGUGCACCUUCCCAUAGUCCUCUGGAACCUAUCUUUGACUCAUUUUGUCCAAUGAAGCAUAGUAUUUUUGUGAACUACGACCCUUAGAAGC
Messenger RNA from Sinocyclocheilus grahami, 1182 nucleotides. Its product is annotated as bone morphogenetic protein 2-like. Gene Ontology annotation, cellular component: extracellular region. Lineage: Eukaryota; Metazoa; Chordata; Actinopteri; Cypriniformes; Cyprinidae. The transcript has a single exon. The annotation marks the transcript as partial. The record is from RefSeq and is a predicted model, not a curated record. Gene Ontology annotation, molecular function: cytokine activity; growth factor activity.